Molecule: messenger RNA, 696 nt
Organism: Lindgomyces ingoldianus
Lineage: Eukaryota; Fungi; Ascomycota; Dothideomycetes; Pleosporales; Lindgomycetaceae
Exons: 11
Coding region: 1-696 (231 amino acids)
Source: RefSeq, a predicted model, not a curated record
AUGGUACCAUGGCUCCUUCGCUUUGCCAACCCGAUUAAUCAAGCAUUAUGGCACUUAAUAUAUACCAAAAAGUACGACCCUGCUUCCAACCCAUAUGUCACUCCCGUAAAUGCUCGCAAGGAAGUCCGGCGAGAAUAUAUUGCAUUAGCAGCUGUCCAAAGUACUAUGGAGUUUUCGGAUUUCUUGAUUGGACCGAAAGCGAAGAAGGGUGUAGAUGUUCCUAGUGCUCAGUUUCAUGUAAAAGACAAUCCAAUCUGCGGUGAUGUCCGAUCCACCAACACAUGGCUCACCCACAUCGCCAUUGCAAAGUUAGAGAAUGAAUAUUGUCGAAUAAGACUUCUUCGAAAUCUUCUAGUAGUUAAUAGCGACCCAAGCCGGAAAUUCACAAUAUGUGAAAACCAAAACCAACAGAUGAAAGACGUUGUCAUAAGCAGUUGCACUAAGUUCACCACCCACCCCACUACUUAUUGCACGUUCUUCCAUUUCGAGUUCUUCCAGAAGGGGUUAGGUAGUAAGAUUUCCAACCCACGCAGAUAUGUAUUCGCAAUAGGAAUCGGCAUCUUCAGUGACGUAGCUGCCUGUUUCUGUUACUUUAAGAUCAUUUCUCAGCCAGAGGUGAAAUUAUUGAGACUCCAGAACGCCUGCUGGAUUAAGAGUGAAAACUUCCACGAACAUGCGAACUUGCCGCUUCCUUAA